Wickerhamiella sorbophila is the source of this 1839-nucleotide messenger RNA. Its product is annotated as Polyadenylate-binding protein, cytoplasmic and nuclear. The record is from RefSeq and is a predicted model, not a curated record. The transcript has a single exon. NCBI's taxonomy places the organism in Eukaryota, Fungi, Ascomycota, Dipodascomycetes, Dipodascales, Trichomonascaceae. Gene Ontology annotation, cellular component: ribonucleoprotein complex. Gene Ontology annotation, molecular function: RNA binding. The coding region runs from base 1 to 1839 and encodes 612 amino acids.
AUGACUGACGCUUCUGUCAAAUCCGCUGAGAAGGCUCUUGAGCAGAUGUCCCUCAACGAUCAGAAAACCGAUGCACCCGCCACCGAUUCUGCUGCCGCUGCCACUGCUACCAGCACCGAGGGUGCUUCUGCUAAGACUGCUGAAGCUUCUUCUGAGGGGGUUAAUGCCAACCGUGUGAGCAACGCGUCUUUGUUUGUUGGCGAGCUGAGCUCUGGCACUUCCGAAGCCAACCUGUACGAGCUCUUCAACCAGAUCGGAUCUGUUGCCUCUAUCCGUGUCUGCCGCGAUGCCGUCACCCGUGAGUCUCUUGGUUAUGCCUACGUCAACUACCAUAACAGCGAGGAUGCUCAGCGCGCUAUGGACCAGCUUAACUACCAGCUCAUUAAUGGCCGUUCCUGCCGCAUCAUGUGGUCUCAGCGAGACCCUAGUGUUCGUAAGAGCGGUAAGGGCAACAUUUUCAUCAAGAACUUGGACCCCACUAUCGACAACAAGGCUUUGCACGAUACUUUCAAUGCCUUUGGCGAGAUUCUGUCCUGCAAGGUCGUCACCGACCGCCAGGGCAAUUCCAUGGGCUACGGGUUCAUCCACUUCACCGAGGCCGAGGCUGCUGAGAAGGCUAUACGUGUCGUCAAUGGCAUGAACCUUAACGGCCAGGAGGUCUAUGUUGCUCACCACAUCGCCAAGUCUGAUCGGGUUUCUGAGGCUGAUUCCCAGCGUGCCAAGUUCACCAACGUCUACGUCAAGAACUUGGGUACCGAGACUACCCAGGAGGAGCUUGAGGCUCUCUUCACUCCUUUCGGCACCAUCACUUCUGCCGUUAUCUCCACCGACGCCGAGGGCAAGUCCCGCGGUUUCGGUUUUGUCAACUACAGCACUCACGAUUCUGCUGAGGAGGCUGUUUCCAAGCUCCAUGACACCGACUUCAAGGGCCAGAAGCUUUACGUUGGCCGUGCCCAAAACAAGUUCGAGCGUCAGACCGAGCUCAAGCAGCAGCACGACAGUGCUCGUCUUGAGAAGUACACUAAGUACCAGGGUAUUAAUCUGUACAUCAAGAACCUUGAUGACUCUAUCGACGACGAAAAGCUCAAGGAGGCCUUUGCUCCUUUCGGCACCAUCACUUCUGCCAAGGUCAUGACCGACGACAGUGGUCACUCCCGCGGCUUCGGCUUUGUCUGCUACUCUGCUCCCGAGGAGGCUUCUCGUGCUAUUGCUGAAAUGAACCAGCAGCUGCUUGGUUCCAAACCCCUUUAUGUAGCGCUCGCCCAGCGCAAGGAUCUGCGCCAGUCUCAGCUCCGUCACCAGGUCAGCGCUCGCAACCAACUCCGUCUCCAGCAGCAGGCUGCCGUCUCCAACGGUCUCCGUGGCCAGUUCUUGGGUGGUCCCGUCAUGUACGGUGGCCCUGGUCAGCACCCUGGCUUCAUCAACGGUCCCCCCGGCGGCCGUGUUCCUUUCCCUGAGCCCCAGAUGAUGGGCAUGCCCCGUGGCCCCGCCCCCGUUGGCCAGUGGCAGGCUGGCCCCGGUGGCGCUCCCGGUAACUUCCCGGCCGCUGGCUACCCUGCUGGCCCCACCGCCGGUAAGCCUGAGUCUCUCGCCACUGUGGUCGCUGCUGUGCCCGAGGAGGCCAAGAAGCAGGUCAUUGGUGAGGCCCUUUACCCUAAAAUCCUUCAGAACAAGUCUAUCAAUGACGCAGAGCUCGCUGGUAAGAUUACCGGUAUGCUUCUCGACAUGGAUAAUGACGAGCUUAUUGAGCUGGUUGACCGCGAAGACCUUCUCCAGGAGCAGGUCCAGGAGGCUCUUAGUGCUUACAACUCCUACUUGGAGAGCCAGGGCAGCAAAUAA